AUGACGAAUUGUGAAAAGGAAACCCGUUCUGAGGAGGGACAAGUUCCAUUACCUUUAAAGAAUUCAGGAAAGAAGCAUCGCACCACUGGGCUUGUUGUCGUGGCAUUGAAUCUUGCCGUUUUCCUUGCGGCUUUAGAUGGGACAAUCGUGGCCACGGCUCUUCCGCGAAUCGCGGAAGACUUAGGCUCCGGGUCUGGGUAUGCAUGGAUUGGCUCGGCUUAUCUAUUAGCAGUCACCGCUGCGCUGCCCGUCUGGGGCAAGCUCAGCGACAUAUGGGGUCGCAAGGUUUCUAUUUUACUGGCCAAUGCGUUAUUCUUUUUUGGGUCACUCAUCUGUGCCUUAUCAAUCAACAUCGCUAUGUUAAUAGCAGCUAGGGCUAUCCAAGGAAUUGGUGGUAGUGGGCUAGUGAUUUUGGUGAAUAUCAUCAUUAGUGAUCUUUUCCCAAUAGCCGAGCGUGCAAAGUACUUGGGUAUCACGAGCGCAUCUUGGGCAUUGGCAGGUGCCAUUGGGCCGCUGAUCGGAGGCGCGUUUGCGCAGAAUGUCUCCUGGAGGUGGUGUUUCUACAUUAAUUUGCCAUUGGACGCGAUAGCGUUUGUAUUGCUGUUAGCGUUCCUCAAAAUCGACAGCCAAAGAAUGGAUUUCAUAACAUCCCUGAAAUCAAUUGAUUAUUUUGGCAUGCUAGCGAUCAUCGGAGGGACUGUUAUGCUGCUUCUUGGUCUUCAAUUCGGCGGUAUUAACGAGCCAUGGGAUUCUGGAACAGUUAUUUGCCUCAUAGUAUUUGGUGCUGUGCUGAUAGUCGGCUUCCUUUUCAUGGAGUGGCGAGUUACAAAGAUACCAGGCAAAAGACCAAUUAUCCCGCUUAAUAUUUUCCAGCAACCGUCGACACUAGCAAUUCUCAUGGUCUGUUUUCUGCACGGGAUAAUCCUCAUCGCGCCGUUCUACUAUUUGCCACUGUUCUUUCAGUCUGCUAGAGCUGCAACUCCGAUUCUCUCCGGAGUGUAUGUGCUUCCUCUCGUUCUGUCCUCGUCGUUUGCCUCGAUCUUUGCCGGUGGAUUUACCAAAAAGACAGGCCGCGUUGUCGAGCCGAUCUGGGUUGGAGUCGUAUUGUCUACACUUGGUCUUGGUUUGCUCAUCGAUUUGGAUACGAGAUCAAGUUGGGCAAAGUUGAUCAUCUAUCAGCUAGUAUUGGGGAUCGGCAUCGGGCCAAACUACUUUUCGCCAGUUCUUGCGUUGCAACGAGUCGUGAGGCCGCAAGAUAUCGCAAUUUCAACAUCGACCUUAGGAUUCGUGCGUCAGCUCGGAUCCGCGUUAUCCGUUGUUAUCGGGGGCGUGAUAUUUCAAAGCCAAAUGCAGAAAAAGGUAUCAACACUGAGGGAAGCUCUUGGGCCGAGAGCCGAUCAAUUUAGUGGUGCCAGCGCAGCAGCAAGCGUAGAAUUGAUUAAACAAUUGCCUGAAGCACAGAAGCAGUUAGUAGAGCAGACGUACGCAGCAAGCAUUCGGCCAAUGUAUUAUGUGUACAUGGGGCUUUCUGCUGCAGCAUUGCUCACAAGCUUCUUCAUUGAUACAAACAAGUUAGAACAGAAAGCUGAGAAAGAAACCGAGAUGUGUCACGACAAAGCUAGGGAUGAGGAGGAAGGCAAUCAGCAAGGUUGA
This is a messenger RNA of Ophidiomyces ophidiicola, 1653 nucleotides long. RefSeq lists its product as uncharacterized. Gene Ontology annotation, molecular function: transmembrane transporter activity. Gene Ontology annotation, biological process: transmembrane transport. NCBI's taxonomy places the organism in Eukaryota, Fungi, Ascomycota, Eurotiomycetes, Onygenales, Onygenaceae. The transcript is spliced from 6 exons. The coding region runs from base 1 to 1653 and encodes 550 amino acids. The record is from RefSeq and is a predicted model, not a curated record.